This is a messenger RNA of Megalops cyprinoides (Indo-Pacific tarpon), 2956 nucleotides long. Its product is annotated as dual specificity tyrosine-phosphorylation-regulated kinase 2-like. The record is from RefSeq and is a predicted model, not a curated record. Gene Ontology annotation, molecular function: ATP binding; protein serine/threonine kinase activity; protein serine/threonine/tyrosine kinase activity. NCBI's taxonomy places the organism in Eukaryota, Metazoa, Chordata, Actinopteri, Elopiformes, Megalopidae. The transcript is spliced from 4 exons. Gene Ontology annotation, cellular component: nucleus. Gene Ontology annotation, biological process: peptidyl-threonine phosphorylation; peptidyl-serine phosphorylation. Bases 225 to 1994 code for a protein of 589 amino acids.
GUGGAUGCUGUGCAAACAUUAGAGGCGAAGAUCACUACCUGAUGCUGAGCAGGCGAUGGUGGAAUAAUUUAGGGUGGUGGUGGAAGCUGUCUUAACAUUUGUGGCACAGGUCGAGAAUCCACGUCUGAUGUGGCUGACAGGAGUAACAGAGUUGGUUAUCAGAGAGUGGAAGGGGAGGAGGGAGAAUCUGAAGGGGGUUUUCUGUGUGUGACACUCCAGCGGCCAUGUUAACCAAGAAACCCUGCGCUGCCGUCUACUCGACUGGCAAAGGGGGUGAGGUUGUUUGCCAGCCACAGUCUUCCCCCGGAAUCGGUGUUGGGGGUCCACGGGACGGAGCAGAGACCGAUUCGCCGUCACCCGUCACAUUACCUCCCCUCAGGAACACCAACACACUUACGCUCGGAGGCAAUAAGCACACAAUGAAUGAGCACCUGCACGUUGGGAGCCACCAGCAGAUCAACGUUCAGCAGCUGUUCGAGGAGAACAGCAACAAGCGGACAGUGUUGACGACGCAGCCCAACGGGCUGACACCGGUGGGCCGGCCAAGCCUCCCGUUGCCGGAGCGACAGCAGGAGAGCGGCCAGUGUCGGCAGGCCAGCUCCUCCUCCCUUAAAUCGUCAGAUGGCAAGCCCAAGCCCGCCCCCAUGACCCCGGAGCAGGCUAUGAAGCAGUACAUGUCCAAGCUGACGCCGUUCGAGCACCACGAGAUCUUCAACUACCCCGAGGUCUACUUCACAGGUCCAAAUGCCAAGAAGCGGCCGGGCGUGGUGGGCGGCUCCAACAACGCCGGCUACGACGAUGACCAGGGCUCCUACAUCCACGUGCCGCACGACCACAUCGGCUACCGCUACGAGGUGCUCAAGGUGAUCGGCAAAGGCAGCUUCGGCCAGGUGGUGAAGGCCUACGACCACAAGACGCAGCAGCACGUGGCGCUGAAGAUGGUGCGCAACGAGAAGCGCUUCCACCGGCAGGCGGCCGAGGAGAUCCGCAUCCUGGAGCACCUGCGCAAGCAGGACAAGGACGCGGCCAUGAACGUCAUCCACAUGCUGGAGAACUUCACAUUCCGCAACCACAUCUGCAUGACCUUCGAGCUGCUCAGCAUGAACCUCUACGAGCUCAUCAAGAAGAACAAGUUCCAGGGCUUCAGCCUGCCGCUGGUGCGCAAGUUCGCCCACUCCAUCCUCCAGUGCCUGGACUCGCUGCACAAGAACCGCAUCAUCCACUGCGACCUGAAGCCCGAGAACAUCCUGCUCAAGCAGCAGGGCCGCAGCGGCAUCAAGGUCAUCGACUUCGGCUCCAGCUGCUACGAGCACCAGCGCGUCUACACCUACAUCCAGUCCCGCUUCUACCGGGCUCCCGAGGUGAUCCUGGGCUCACGCUACGGCAUGCCCAUAGACAUGUGGAGCCUGGGGUGCAUCCUGGCGGAGCUACUCACGGGGUACCCCCUCCUGCCGGGGGAGGACGAAGGGGACCAGCUGGCCUGCAUCAUCGAGCUCCUGGGCAUGCCCUCCCAGAAGCUGCUGGACGGAUCCAAAAGAGCGAAAAACUUUGUGAGCUCCAAGGGCUACCCCAGGUACUGCACCGUCACCACCCUGCCGGACGGCUCCACGUCGCUGUCAGGGGGCCGCUCGCGGCGGGGGAAGCUCCGGGGCACCCCGGGGAGCAAGGAGUGGGCGACGGCCCUCAAGGGCUGUGAUGACCCCCUCUUCCUGGACUUCCUCAAGCAGUGCCUGGAGUGGGACCCCGCUGUGCGCAUGACCCCCAGCCAGGCCCUGCGCCACCCCUGGCUGCGGAGGCGCCUGCCAAAACCCCCCGCCGGGGAGAAGACCUCCUCCGUGAAGCGGAUCACGGAGGGCCCUGGUGCUAUAACGUCGAUUUCCAAAUUACCUCCCAACUCAGGCUCAGGCUCCAAGCUGAGGACUAACCUGGCGCAGAUGACUGACGCCAACGGGAAUAUACAGCAAAGGACAGUGUUGCCAAAACUGGUCAGCUGAACUCUGAUGCGUUACAAGCCUAGUCCCAGUGAUUUCCUUUUUUUAAAAGGAGAUGCUCUAUGUCUGAAGGCACUAUGGAAGGCAAAAUGGAACACAGUUGCCCCCACUGCUGAGCGUCACUCAAGUUCGAAGGUUUUAGAUUUGGAUUUUUUUAUGCAUAAUUGUUGGCUUUUGUAGCACUGUUAUGUUGCAAAAAAUUUCAAACUGACAUUCAAAUGUAACGAACUGGCAGCAUGAAAGGGAACAAUGCUCUUAGGUUUUUAUCUCAGGACUGUGUGCAAUGUUGCAGGUUGCCAACAUUCAUACAAUCUGGCUGGAUAUAUUAUGAAGCCCAAGCAGUUUUAACACUUCUGCACUGUAGCGUAGGCAGAUAGAGUGGCUGGCCACAAUAAAGUAAUGAUGGUGUCUGCUUCAUAAGAAUCUGACAACGUUUGGUCAUUUACCUCAAUGUUGCAGGCCUGCAUCAUCUAUAUGGCAUGGAUAGGGCAAAGACUUACAUUUUAUGGAAUUUGUUUGCAUUUUUCUAGCUGACUUGAAGGAUGCUGUUGUCUCUGUGUGCAUAGAGGGUGAUUCUCUCAAGGAAGUGAGACGAAACGCAAAUAAAAGGGAAAGAGUGUGUUGAAGUGAGUGCCGGGUGAGGAAGGUGUUGACAGAGGAGGAAAAAUGAAAUUUAGAACAUUUACAUAACAGAUGUGGUAUGUGCAUAAAAUUCUGUUGACAUUCCUUAUGAGCAGAAGGGAAGAUGAGAGAAUGCAGAUUUGCCUACUCUACCUGUACCAGUCACAGCUGAAGGCAGCUGAGAAAGAUGAAUUCACAUCUUUCCAUAGAGGUGGAAGAGUACUGAUGUAUCAGGCUGUCAUGUGACUGAUCAUCUUUACCUAGUUGUUGUUCAGUGGUAGAGCCGCCUCAGAUGCAGGACAAACAGGAAGAACAGUUACACUGUUUGAAAAUUGAAAACAAAC